Molecule: messenger RNA, 2493 nt
Organism: Girardinichthys multiradiatus
Lineage: Eukaryota; Metazoa; Chordata; Actinopteri; Cyprinodontiformes; Goodeidae
Gene: mitfb
Product: melanocyte inducing transcription factor b
Exons: 10
Coding region: 96-1634 (512 amino acids)
Biological process (GO): regulation of transcription by RNA polymerase II; melanocyte differentiation
Cellular component (GO): nucleus
Molecular function (GO): DNA-binding transcription factor activity, RNA polymerase II-specific; protein dimerization activity; RNA polymerase II cis-regulatory region sequence-specific DNA binding
Source: RefSeq, a predicted model, not a curated record
GCUGCUUUACUCCGCGAACUACGGUGGUGCAAACAUCGUCCGCCUGUUUCUUUGUUUUAUUCAAUAAGGGCUUUCAGAAGUUGACAACCGCUACAAUGCAGUCUGAAUCGGGAAUAGUUCCAGACUUUGAGGUAGGAGAGGACUUCCAGGACGAACCUAAAACAUACUACGAGUUGAAGAGUCAGCCCCUGAAAAACAGCAGGCCGUCGGACCAGCAUGGCUCCUCUAAGCCCCCGCUGAGCUCCAUGACAUCACGCAUCCUGCUGCGGCAACAGCUAAUGCGGGAACAGCUCCAGGAGCAGGAGCGGCGGGAACAGCAGAGACAACAGUCCUCCCACUACCCACAAACCACAGCGACCCAGACCCCUGCCAUCAAUGUCAGUGUCCCUGUCAGUGCACCAGCUGGAGCACAGGUGCCAAUGGAAGUGCUUAAGGUCCAGACUCAUUUGGAAAACCCGACCAAGUACCACAUCCAGCGCUCCCAGCAACAGCAGGUGAAGCGGUACCUGGGAAAGCUUGGUUCCCAGGCAUUGAGCUUGCCCUGCCCCAACCAGUCCUCUGACCACGGGGGCAUGCCGCCAGGGCCGGGCAACAGUGCCCCCAACAGCCCUAUGGCCUUACUGACCCUCAACUCUAACUGCGAGAAAGAGAUGGAUGAUGUCAUUGACGACAUUAUUAGUCUGGAGUCCAGUUACAGUGAUGAUAUUCUUGGCUUGAUGGAUCCUGGACUUCAGAUGGCAAACACGAUCCCUGUACCUGCUAACCUCAUGGACAUGUAUGGUAAUCAGGGCAUCCCCCAGCAGGGCCUGCCCAUCAGUAACUCCUGCCCUGCCAACCUGUCCGACAUCAAAAGGGAAUACUCAGUGUCUCAAUCCCCGGCCAUCAUGCACAUGCUGGACAAGUCUGGAUCCUGUGGAAAAUUUGACACCUAUCAAAGGCCUGAGGGAUUCCCUGUGGCUGAGGUAAGAGCCCUCGCGAAGGAAAGACAGAAGAAGGACAACCAUAAUUUAAUUGAAAGAAGACGACGGUUUAACAUCAACGAUCGUAUCAAGGAGUUGGGAACUUUGAUUCCAAAAUCCAGUGACCCAGACAUGCGCUGGAACAAAGGCACCAUCCUGAAAGCAUCAGUGGACUAUAUCCGAAAGCUGCAGCGGGAGCAGCAGAGGGCCAAAGAGCUGGAGAACCGCCAGAAGAAGCUGGAGCACGCCAACCGACAUUUGAUGCUCAGAAUACAGGAGUUGGAGAUGCAUGCUCGGGCUCACGGUCUGGCCAUCACAUCCUCAGCACUCUGCUCUGCUGAAGUUGGGGUGCGGCCCAUCAAGCAGGAGCCCGCUUUGGAGGACUGUCACCAAGACCAGUACACGCUUCACCCCCAUCACCAACACCACCACGCCUGCACUCCUGAGCAACCCAGCACCCUGGAGCUAAAGGAAGGUCCCUCCAACUUCCCUGAGGGCCACUACAUCGGCAUUCACAACAAAGCUGGUUCCAAACUCAAUGACAUCCUCAUGGAAGACAACUUAUCACCUGUCAGAGGUGGGGACCCUUUGCUCUCUUCCGUCUCCCCAGACGCUUCAAAGGACAGCAGUCGCAAGAGCAGUUUCAGCAUGGAUGAGAAUGAAGAGGAUUGUUAGCGCUCCCUAGUGUGAUAUACACCUCCCCCGUAUCUUUAAUCCCUCCAUCUUGCCAGAAAAUAAGAGGCUAACACCGCUGCAAAUCUUCUUUGUUAUUUUUUUUUUUUUUUUACCUUUCUUCUCAUUUUUGUUUACAUGUUGUGUUUCCUCCAUUUUUAUUCUUCUUUUCUAUCAUUUUUGUCUUUCCAAGCCUAUAACCUUGAUUACAAGGACUUAUGCGAAAGUAUUUUCUUUAAUCAGUGCUUUGAUGACAAUGAGUUACAAAAAAUAGAUGUUUUUAUAUUUGAAAACUAUACAUUUAUCUUUCGAUAGAGAUUAGAUCGAGUUUUUUUCUAUUGAUUCCAAAGAAUCUGGGGAAACUAUAAAUCACAGUCAGCGGUUUAGAUAUUUGUGGUGAGUUAAACACUUAUUUGAAAAUCAGCAAUAAUAGAAGGAAGGAUAUUUAUUACUAUAGUGCUUUACACUCCUUGUGUCUUAGAUUGAACUUGAAUGUGCCGAUGCCUUAUUAUGAAGUUUGUACAUCAUUGUUGUAUUGCUAUGCACACAUUAUCUGAUUCCCUGUCAGUCUUCCAGUUGAAAUUACUUGCUUGAUAGAUAUUAAUCAUUUGUAAACUGUAUCCUAUUUAUGACUCUUUAUAGACAUAAUUUUAUCUAAACAUUCCCCUGAAAAAUGUAUUUAUACAAAAAAGCGUAGAGAGAAACUGAAAUGAUACAUAAACAAUUAACUACCCAAAAACUCCUUUGAGAUACAGGGGUUGGACAAUGAAACUGAAAAACCUGUCAUUUUAGUGUGGGAGGUUUCAUGGCUAAAUUGGACCAGCCUGGUAGCCAGUCUUCAUUGAUUGCACAUUGCACCAGU